UAGACAAAACAUCACACAAGGAAUCAUGAGAUCACCCACAAGUUUUCAAGCUACAGACAUGGACUGGCUGCUUUGCUUUUCCCUCAUGCUCACUCACCUGCUGCUAACAGACAGCUGGGAGAAAACGGAAAUCAGCUUAAAACAGCGACAGAGAGAGAUCUGGAGGAAAACAGGACAACAGGUUGUUCUGCCUUGUACCAUCAGUCCUCACAGCUCAGCCAACAGCUUUAAUUAUAAGUGGUUUGUUUUCAAAGAAAACUUCCACUUUCCCCUAAAGCUGAUUUCACCCAAAUACAGCCUGGAGGGCGCAUCUCUAGGCAUCAAGCCACUUAAUAUUAAUGACAGCGGGAUCUACUACUGUGCUGCACAGAGGUCUGGAUCCCCAGUAACCGGCUCACAGCGUGUAGGGCUGGGUACGGCUCUCACAGUGACACGACAUGUUAAAACCAUGACAUGGCACAUUCUUCUGUAUUCUUCAUUCGUCCUCCUCGUCAUCUACAGCACAGCAAUCGUGACGCUUAUCAUUUUAAAAAAGCAUGGUUGCAACAUGAGCUGCUGCAAAAGGAUGGGCAAAAUUGACAAGCAAAAAGAAUCAACUAAAAAAACAAGAUUCCGCAGUGUGCUGCAAGAAAUGAACAACAGAAUGGACUUGGACAAAAGUGAAAACGCUUCAGGAGAAAACGGUUUACAAGCUGAGCCAGCAAGUCCUGAAAUCAACAUCUCAGCUGAUGACAUCUAUCAAAAUAUCAACUGAGUUGGUCAAGUGUUUUGAAUGACAGAGUCAGACCAUCAUCAGAGAAGAUUUCCACAACCACGCAACACCUAGCAGGAGGACACUCAUGUGACUGAGGAUAUUGACACAUCAGCAGAGGAUGCAAGUUGGUUUCAAUGCCGGGUAGCUUUGUUUUUUAUGAAAUUAGAUAAACACACCUCAACAAAGACACUGUUCCUCUCCUCUCCGAUUUUUAAGUUUUAGAUGUGUUCUGACGGCAUUUAUAGUUCUGCAUUUUGUAACACAUUCAAACAUUUCUUCUCAAAACUAGGUCAGUGUUUACCUGUGAUGACCAGGAAAAUCUGUCUUACAUACAUUUAGGAUAAUAACCCAUUUUAAGGGUAAAACAGCACUACAGUUGUAUGCCUUCUGGAAACCAGUGCAGUUUCAGUCACCAUCAUUUAUUUUUUUUUACAAAUUCAUAUGAGGUUACUGUGACCUUUGAACACCAACUCAUUAAAUCCUUGAAUCAAAGAUAAGAUUUGUGCCAAAUUUGAAAAGAUUCUCUCGAUGUGUUCUUCAGAUAAUGUAUUAAUGAGGACACAGUGUCCUUCACCUUUGACCGCCGUUCCUGAUAUGUCAUGGUCACGAGAACAAAAAGAUCACUGUGACAUUAACCUUUGAUCUUUGAGUCAAAGUGAAUGUUUUGUAUCAAAUCUGAAUAAAAUUCGCUCA
Messenger RNA from Platichthys flesus (European flounder), 1447 nucleotides. RefSeq lists its product as uncharacterized. The coding region runs from base 26 to 754 and encodes 242 amino acids. Lineage: Eukaryota; Metazoa; Chordata; Actinopteri; Pleuronectiformes; Pleuronectidae. The transcript has 6 exons. The record is from RefSeq and is a predicted model, not a curated record.